Molecule: messenger RNA, 4572 nt
Organism: Rhineura floridana
Lineage: Eukaryota; Metazoa; Chordata; Lepidosauria; Squamata; Rhineuridae
Gene: SUPT16H
Product: SPT16 homolog, facilitates chromatin remodeling subunit
Exons: 26
Coding region: 419-3577 (1052 amino acids)
Biological process (GO): positive regulation of transcription elongation by RNA polymerase II; transcription elongation by RNA polymerase II
Cellular component (GO): FACT complex
Molecular function (GO): nucleosome binding
Source: RefSeq, a predicted model, not a curated record
UCACUUUUUUUUGAAGGCUGAAAAAAAAGCCUGAGUAAUAAACAAAAUAUUAGGAAAUUUAUAUAUAUCAUUGUAAUCAUUAUUAUUAAUGAUAACAAGUUGAUAUUUCGAUUAACAAAUUAAUAUUUUUGAUAAACAGCACUUAACAUUUAUUCACGGCGUGCGCUUGCCGUUCAAAGGCCUCGCCUUAAAUGAAUAAAUAAGUUAUUUUUUAAUUAAUAAAUAAGAUAGAAACAACAGGAAGUUGCGUUCAGAGUGGAAGACCCGCGAGGAGGACAGGGAGGAGGAGGAGAGAGAGGCGGUUGGUCAAGGGAGAUCUUCACUUCCGGGGUCGAGGAGGUCGCUGCGGCGCGAGCGUGCGAGGCGGGAGAGGAGGCGGCGCUUGCGGCGCAACGGAGGGAGCCGAGGAGCCGCUUCUAUGGCGCUGAGUCUGGACCGCGAGGCCUACUACCGCCGCGUCAAGCGUCUCUACAGCAACUGGCAGAAAGGAGAAGAUGAAUAUGCCACCAUUGAUGCUAUCGUGGUUUCAGUUGGAGUCGACGAAGAGACUGUCUAUGCCAAGUCCACAGCCCUGCAGACAUGGCUGUUUGGCUACGAACUCACAGACACCAUCAUGGUUUUCUGUGAGGACAAGAUCCUCUUCAUGGCUAGCAAAAAGAAGGUGGAGUUCCUGAAGCAGAUUGCAAACAGCAAAAACAAUGAGAGCACCAAUGGGGUGCCGGCUAUCACGCUGCUUGUACGGGAGAAGAAUGAAAGCAAUAAGGGAAACUUUGACAAGAUGAUCGAAGCCCUAAAAAUUAGCAAGAAUGGCAAACGCAUUGGGGUCUUCAGCAAGGACAAGUUUCCUGGGGAGUUCAUGAACAGCUGGAAUGAUGCUCUCAACAAAGAAGGCUUUGAGAAGGUGGACAUCGGUGCUGUGGUGGCCUACACCAUUGCCGUAAAAGAGGAUGGGGAGCUCGCCCUGAUGCGUAAAGCGGCCACCGUCACUUCGGAGGUUUUCACCAAGUUCUUGAAGGAGCGUGUCAUGGAGAUAGUAGAUGCUGACGAGAAAGUGCGGCACAGCAAGCUGGCAGAGUCUGUAGAGAAGGCCAUCGAGGAGAAGAAAUACCUGUCCGGGGCAGACCCCUCCACCGUGGAGAUGUGCUACCCUCCCAUUAUCCAGAGCGGGGGAAAUUACAACCUCAAGUUUAGUGUCGUCAGUGAGAAGAGCUACAUGCAUUUUGGGACUAUCACUUGUGCCAUGGGCAUCCGCUACAAAUCCUACUGCUCCAACCUGGUGCGCACGCUCAUGGUGGACCCACCUCAGGAAACACAGGACAACUACACUUUCCUGCUGCAGUUGCAGGAGGAGAUGCUGAAAGAACUGCGGCAUGGUACAAAGCUGUGUGAGGUCUACGCUGCUGUCAUGGAUAUGGUGAAGAAGCAAAAACCAGAGCUCUUGAGCAAAACCACCAAGAACUUGGGGUUUGCCAUGGGCAUCGAGUUCAGAGAGGGAUCACUCGUGAUCAAUAGCAAAAACCAGUAUCGGCUCAAAAAAGGAAUGGUUUUCAGCCUCAAUGUGGGGUUCUCAGACCUGCCCAACAAAGAGGGAAAGAAAACAGAGGAGAAAACGUAUGCACUGUUCAUCGGGGACACAGUCUUGGUAGAAGAGGAUGGCCCAGCUACUAUCCUGACUUCUGUCAAGAAGAAAGUCAAGAACGUCAGUAUUUUGCUCAAGAAAGAAGAUGAAGAGGAGGAGGAGGAAGAAGAUGAUACUGAGGGAAUCCUGCUUGGCCGUGGUUCCCGGGCAGCCCUGCUACCAGAAAGAACUCGGAACGAAAUGACAGCUGAGGAGAAGCGCCGGGCGCACCAGAAGGAACUAGCCACCCAGCUCAAUGAAGAAGCCCGGAGACGUCUAACAGAACAAAAGGGGGAGCAGCAGAUCCAGAAGGCGCGCAAGUCAAAUGUCUCCUACAAAAAUCCAUCCCUGAUGCCGAAGGAGCCUCACAUCCGGGAGAUGAAAAUCUACAUCGACAAGAAGUAUGAGACUGUCAUCAUGCCUGUCUUUGGCAUUGCCACUCCUUUCCACAUUGCCACCAUCAAGAACAUCAGUAUGUCAGUGGAAGGUGACUACACCUACCUGAGAAUCAACUUCUACUGCCCAGGCAGUGCUUUGGGCCGCAACGAAGGCAACAUCUUCCCCAACCCUGAAGCCACCUUUGUGAAAGAAAUAACGUAUCGGGCAUCCAAUAUAAAAACGCCUGGGGAGCAGACAGUGCCAGCUCUCAACCUCCAGAACGCCUUCCGUAUCAUCAAGGAGGUGCAGAAGCGCUACAAAACCCGCGAGGCUGAAGAGAAAGAGAAGGAGGGAAUUGUCAAACAAGACUCUCUAGUGAUCAACUUGAACCGCAGCAACCCCAAGCUGAAGGACCUUUACAUCCGCCCCAACAUUGCCCAGAAAAGGAUGCAGGGGUCUCUGGAGGCCCACGUCAAUGGUUUCCGCUUCACCUCCGUGCGGGGAGACAAAGUGGACAUCCUAUACAACAACAUCAAACACGCUGUGUUCCAGCCCUGUGAUGGGGAGAUGAUCAUCGUACUACACUUUCACCUCAAGAAUGCCAUCAUGUUUGGCAAGAAGCGACACACAGAUGUGCAGUUUUAUACUGAGGUGGGCGAAAUCACCACCGACCUGGGCAAGCAUCAGCACAUGCAUGACCGUGAUGACCUCUACGCUGAGCAGAUGGAGCGAGAGAUGAGGCACAAGCUGAAAACUGCAUUCAAGAAUUUCAUUGAGAAGGUAGAGUCACUGACCAAGGAGGAACUGGAAUUCGAGGUGCCCUUCCGGGAACUGGGGUUUAAUGGCGCCCCCUACAGAAGCACCUGUCUGCUCCAGCCAACCAGCAGUGCCCUGGUGAAUUGCACUGAGUGGCCUCCAUUCGUGGUGACACUGGAUGAGGUGGAGCUGAUACAUUUUGAACGUGUGCAGUUCCACCUGAAGAACUUCGACAUGGUCAUCGUCUACAAAGACUACAGCAAAAAGGUCACAAUGAUCAACGCCAUUCCUGUGGCCUCACUUGACCCCAUCAAGGAGUGGCUCAACUCUUGUGACAUUAAGUACACAGAAGGGGUACAGUCCCUCAACUGGACCAAAAUCAUGAAAACUAUUGUGGAUGACCCAGAAGGCUUCUUUGAGCAAGGAGGCUGGUCUUUCCUUGAGCCUGAGGGAGAGGGAAGCGACGCCGAAGCUGGGGAGUCUGAAUCCGAGAUAGAAGACGAGACGUUCAACCCUUCCGAGGAAGAGUACGAAGAUGAGGAGGAAGACAGUGAUGAGGACUAUUCUUCUGAGGCUGAGGAAUCUGCAGAUUAUUCCAAGGAAUCCCUGGGCAGUGAAGAGGAGAGCGGGAAAGACUGGGAUGAGCUGGAGGAAGAAGCACGGAAAGCUGACCGUGAGAGCCGAUACGAGGAGGAGGAGGAACGAACCCGCAGCAUCAGCCGCAAGAGGAAGGGCCCGUCAUCCCAGAGUUCUUCCCACAAUCGCAGCUCUCACAGUCGCAGCCCUGGGCGAAGCUCGGGCCCCCCCAAGAAGAAGAGGAAGUAGGCGGCAAAUGCCGGCCCUUCCCAUCCACCAGUCUUUGGGGGGUUGGGGCUUUUGAGGCCUCAUCCAGCAGCCAACAUUUAGGGCAUGAGGGGCAGCCAACCCCUCCCCACAAACUUUUUCCUCUUUCCCACACGAACCCACACCCCUUUUUUCUGUUUUCUCUGGGGAGUAUUUUGUUUUUGUUCCUUGCGUCUCUUUUCCCCUCCCUGACCAUUUGUACGGACCAAUCAGCUGUGAGAGAGUUCCAGACCCUGCUGUUGUGCUAACCAUGGAUGCAAAUUCUGCUGUCUUGGGGAAGGCCCAGGAAUCUGGUGUCAAUGAUACGCUUCUCUGCUGUUCCCGCCUACCAUUUUCUGCCCUCUCCGCCUGUGGGGCAUGCUAACUCUCAGCUCUGUUCCGCUGUCCCUCCUCCCUGACUCCCAGAGUCUUCAUUGUCAGACAGAUCGAGGGCAGGGAGGUGCAGGUUGCCCUGAGAUUUACUCCAGAGUAAGAGCAUGUACUUCAGCAAAGCAAGCUUGUGCUACCUUUCUUGGCGUUUUGUGCUGAUGUGGGGGUGGGCUGGGGGAGAUGGAGGUUGAGUUCCUCUUUUUUGAAGCAGAGCACCGGAAGCCCCACCUUGGAACAGUGACAGAGAGGUGGGCAAGAGUUUUUGUACAGGAGACCAGGGAUGAGGAACACAAGUGAGAGAAAAGAGUUCUUGGGGGUUUUUUUCUGUUUUUCUUUUUUUGAAAAAUUGCCAGGCACUGUCCAUUUUUAUCUGUUUUCCUGGUUGCAGAGUUUGGUCUCCAGUAAACAAAUGUUUUAGGGAGGGGGUGGGUUGGGGUUGAAUAUAUUGCCUGCCCUUUGCCACCUGUGUGGAAAACGGGGUGAUUGAUCCAGGUGUGGGAGGGCAGGGAAAGGCUUUCUCAAACUCCUUUUUUCCACCCCGUAGCCAUUAGCACUCUCUGUAUUUUUGACUUUGGAAAAACUGAUCAAUAAAAAUGUUUUUUUAAGUA